Molecule: messenger RNA, 5403 nt
Organism: Sporothrix brasiliensis 5110
Lineage: Eukaryota; Fungi; Ascomycota; Sordariomycetes; Ophiostomatales; Ophiostomataceae
Exons: 2
Coding region: 1-5403 (1800 amino acids)
Biological process (GO): deadenylation-independent decapping of nuclear-transcribed mRNA
Cellular component (GO): P-body
Molecular function (GO): protein binding
Source: RefSeq, a predicted model, not a curated record
AUGUCGAACGAGGGCGGUGAGGACAGCCAGGCCCCCGGCCCUGGUAUUGAGUCACUACUUGCCCAGCUACGCCGCAAGUCCGACCAGGACUCGGCUCCUGGCCACUCUAACGACCUCCUCUCCCAUUUCACCUCGACGAUCCAGCACCGCCCGGCCGCCGAACAGUACUACCCUCAGCAGCAGCAGCAUUCUGAUUCGCCGCCGAACGGCAACGGUCAAGCUUUUGGGAACAGUGGCCUGCCCCAGGUGCCUGGCCACUUCCAGCCUUCGCUUUCCUCGAACCUUCCCUCUGCUCCGACGCCCCCCGUUGGUGGCAGUUUCCCGAAUGCCCAGUUCCCUCCGUCGCUUCUUGGCUCAAUCGGCUCCGGCCGUCCCACCAAUAACGAUCGGGCGACAAGUUCGCAUCUGCUGAAUCUGCUCAAAUUCAGCGGUCAUUCGAACCCGCCGCUGAGCAGCGGUCUCUCUCAGACGGCCAGCAUUCCUCAGCAUCAUGACAGCGAGUCCGAGGCGGCCCAACAGAAGCAGCAACACACUCCCACUGUGGCACUGUCGUCGGGCACGAUCCAUGCACCGGCACCGGCGCCAUCUGACCCAACUGGCCUUCUCGCAGCUCUAAUGCAGGGCACGCUGAAGGACGAGUCGUCUAAGCCAGAGCCUGCCGCCGCCGCAGACAACGCACCGCAGCAGACGCAGCAGCAGUCCACGCCGUGGACAUCGACGUCUCAGUCAAGUGAGACGCAGCAGUACCUGCUCAAUCUGCUCAACCGCCCGAAACCCAGCCAAAACGACGAGGCGAUUUCGGCUGAGUCGCCGAAUAACGUUCGGCUGACGCCCAACUCAGCGCAGCAGCAGAAGAAGGACUACGAGGUGUUUGAUGAUGUGGCACCGUCUUCGACGGGCUCGCCCGCGACGCUGGCUAUACCGCCGUCCACGAAUGUGUUCGACUACCAAGUCAAGGGCUCUGAGGCCGGCGAUGGAUACUCGCCCGUGCCCAAGUCGUCCAUGUUCCACCACCACGACCCCUUUGACGGCCUGGUGACUUCACCUCCUGUCGGCGCCACACCGAAGUCGUCCACGACCGCCGGCCCUGGUAGCGUCCACUCGCCAGCACAGUCCACCACGUCCGCUCCCAAGCCGGUGCAGAUCCUUAGGAAACCUGCGUCUAACGCGGGCAAGACGAGCAAACCCUCGAGUGCCGAGCCCAGUCCCGCCGGUAGCCCCAGUGUUUCCAAAAGUAAGCACGAUGGCCCGACGUCGCACCUGGCCAUUCACCCCUCGGCUGCUGCAGCCACGGUUGUUGAGGAAGCGGCCAAUGAGCCGGAGGAGGAAGGUGCUGGCGAUAGCGACGCCAAGUACGAGCAGGACCCCGACGCCGAAGGUGCUGAGAGCGACUUCAAAGAUGACAACGAUCCCUACGCAGAGACCACCCACGACUCUGCCAACCAGUCGAGCGACGACACUAAGGAUGACAUCGAGUCUACCCAGGAGGCUGUCGUCCGCGAAGAGAUUGCCAUGGAUCUCGACGAUAUGGAGCAUGCCAAGACGGAGGAAGAGUUUCACGCUGCUGCCAAGGCCGCUGGCCGGGCUAUUCAGGAAGAGCUCAACCGUGAGGGUGGCAAAGGCAAUGCUCUCGACGACAAUUUGCCCCGUGACCUGGCGAACGCUGUUCGGGACAUUGUCGAUGAGGCUGCCCACGGAACUGUCGCCGACAGCUGGGAAAGUGCUGACGCUGAAGGCGAGGAAAUCAUUGUCGUGGAAGAGCUGCAGGUUCCCGUCCGGGUGUAUAACUUUCCCAUGCGUCCAUUCAUCUCCAUCGAUGUCCAGGAUGAUGAUAAGGACAACCGCCCGAUUUUCCGUGACGAGUCCAUCCUAGAUAUUGCCCGUCUGAAGAAGGACUUUGACCAGAUCGACCGGAAUCUCGUGACAGCUUCUGAGAACUACAUGGCCUACGGCAUGUCCAAGGCCGGCGGUCUACGUGUCAUUCGGCAGACAGAUGGCAGAGAUGUCAAGCUGUUUACCGACACCAAGGACCGUAUCUUCAAUGUCGCCAUGUCCUUUAACAACGAAGAGGGUGUUGUCGCCCCCAAGGACUCCGUUAUCGGUACAGGUGUCAGCGGGACCGUGUACUGGGUGCAAAUUCGUGACGGCGAUAAGGAUCACCUGGACUACACCACCCCUGAGCUAUGCGGCUUUGCCUUGCCGCCCAUCCUGUCGCAUGAAGGCGACGCACCCGGUGGUGUGCUUAAGACUCGUGCACGCACUUCAUCUGCCCACCCAGAAUACUUUGCCGUUGGCCGCGGCAAGUCCAUCAACAUUGUUUGGCCUGGCUUUGUCAUGCGCAACAACCUGCUGCUGCCUGGCCACGACCGCGUUGUCGAUACGGAGAAGUUGUCCAAGCAGUGCUCUCUGAAGAUUAGCACUGGUAAGGCCGGCAAGGAUUUUACCUUCAGCCAGGACGACACCGUCGUCGUGUCCCUCGACAAGUCGGGCCGCGUCAAGUUCUGGGACGUCCGCGACCUCACUGCGGCACGCUCUGACGGCUCCGCCAACCCCAUGCCCGCCCACACCUCCUUGGAGGUGAAGGAGCCUCUCCUGACUCUGACCACAACACCCGAGGGCGAGAAGGCCUGGCCUACAUCUGUGCUGCUGCUGGAUAAGUUGCGGCCGUACCAGAAGCGGUGUGCCCUGCGUUACAUGAUUGUGGGUAUGAAGCAGAAUCAUACGCUUCAGCUCUGGGACUUGGCCCUCGGCAAGCCUGUGCAGGAGUUCAAUCUGCCGCACAGCAAAGAGUCGGACGCCGUCUGUAGCGUCAUGUACCACCCACCGACAGGAAUGAUUGUCGUCGGCCACCCAACCCGCAACUCAAUCUAUUUCUUACACCUCUCGGCGCCAAAGUACGCGGUGAAAAACAUGACCCAGGUCGAGUACAUUGAGCGCUUGACGACUCAAGACUCCUCCAUCCCGCAGCCUGAGUCUACCGCCGUGAUCAGUGGCCUGCGCGAGUACUCGUUGUCGAACCGCGGCGCCCUGCGCAGCUUAGAUAUCCUAGAAAACCCCGCCGCCAGUGCCGACCCGAACAAUCCGACAUUGUUUGAGCUCUAUGCGAUGCACUCAAAGGGCGUCAGCUGCAUCUUUAUCCACCAAGCUGAGCUGGGCUGGACAAAGGACAACAAGGUCCUCCAACCUGUCGAUGCGGUUGAGUCUGGGAAAGUUAAAAUUGGUAAGCUGAAAACGCCUCAGCAGCUUGCAGCGCCAGCCGCCGAGCUUCAUAUCGCCGAUGGCAGCACGCUUGCUGGCCAGCAGCAGGGACCCCGCAUCCUUGCUUCCCGCUCCGCGGCCAAGGAACUCUUCCAGGACCGCGACAGCCCGGUCCAAGACACCCCAACCCGCAAGCCUAUGGGCUCGUCACUCAACUCGAAGCUACGGGCGGAGCCGAAAGACGAAGACACCGUUGGCCACCCGCAGCCAUCUUCUACACCUUCUACUGAUAAGGCAGAGAAGAAAAGCCGGAAGAAGAAGGCUGCUGCCGCCGCCAACAAUGGCGCGUCGCCUGCUGCUGCUGUUGCCGCUGGUGCAGCUGCGAUUUCUGCCGGUGGUCAGGCCAAUCGCGAGGUCCAGAACACGCCGAACGGAAACAACAAGCCCCCGGUUUCUGCCUCGGGCGAUGCACUGCCCAAGUCCACCCUCAACGUCAGCCAGGAUGCUAUCGACACCCGAAUUAACACAAUGGAGGCCCGCAUCUGCGAACGAGUCUCAAGCUCCGUCCACGUUGCGUUUGACGAUAUGCGCAAGAGCAUUGACCAGCAGUUCCGCCUUCGUGAUGCGGACUUUGAGAACAAGCAGCGCAAAUUGCUCGAUAUGGUGUCCAAUGUUCUAAACAGUAACACCGAGCAGGUGCUAAGCAAGAUUGUCCGCGAGGAGUUUGACAAGUCUGUCGUUCCUGUCCUGCGUGAUGAUGUGGCUCGGUCGGUCUCGGACAGUCUUGGCACGCGAAUCAAUACCCAGGUGUCAUCUGUUCUGCAGAAGGAGCUGCAGCGUAUUCUGCCCGCCCAGGUGACCAAUAGUUUGCGGAGCCAGGAGGUGUCGAAAGCCAUCAGCGAGAAGGUUGUCCACGCCAUUGCCAAUCAUGUUGACGACCAGUUCUCCAAGGUUGUGGAGAGCGACCUGUUGCCGACCAUCUCCUCUAUUUCAGCCCAGGCGGCCAAGACCAUCACGACGGCUGUUGCACGCGACAUUGUGCAAAACGCGUCGGAGUCUGUGGCCCUGCAGCAGAAGGCUGCUGCUCAAAUUAGCGAGUUGGAGCGGUUGCAUGCUACGCAAAGCAGAAAGAUUGACUCUCUCCUGUCGCUCGUGACACACCUGACCGAGACGGUGGCGACCAUGGCUACGGCACAGUCGGAAUACCAGAGCCAGAUUGCUAAGUUGCAAGGUCAUGUCACGUCACCUCCGGCCCCAGCGCCGCAGUCAAUCCCUCAGACCGGUUCGGCGGCGUCAUACUCGUCCCAGCAGCCACAGCAGCGCUCACCCCUCCAGCAGCAUCAACAUCAACAUCACGUGCCUCAACCUCACCAACAGCAACUCCGGGUUCAGCAGCAGCCGCACGCUCCGCAGCAGCCGCAUCAGCAUGCUCCUCAGCACGGCCACCAGCAUGGCGGCUAUGAGGGCGGUGUGCAGCAGCAGCAGCAGCAGCAGCCGUUCCGCAACAUCACUAACCGGGUGACUGAACAACUUCCCGGUGUUGGCCUGUCUCCGUCGCAGCACUCCAGUUCCAGCCAGCAGCUCCAGCAUCAGCUUCACCAACAGCAGCUGCAGCUCCAACAGCAGCAGAUCCAGCAACAGCAGCAGCUCAGGGAGCAGCAGCAGCAGCAGCAGCAACAGCAACAGCAGCAACAGCAGCAACAUGUUCUGUACGCACCCCAGGCACAGGAGGAUCUGGAGCGCGAGGAAGUUGAACAGAUUGCUGGCCACAUUGAGAGCCUGAUCCAGGGCGGCAAGCACGAUGACGCUAUGAUGCGCUGGCUGCAGAGCAAUGGGAAGGAAGAGCAGCUAUUCCGCCGUGUUCUCGUGAACCACUCGCCGGAGAUCAUCAGCAACCUGCAGCCGCUUGUUCUCCUUUCUGUUGGUACUACAGUUACCCAGGACCUCGAUGAUCAUUUGGUGGUGCAGAAGCUGGCGUGGGUGGAGAUGGUGCUUCUUAAUCUGCACCAGGUCGUCAACCAGCUGGAUGACCAAACGCGCGAGAUUACGCCGAACGUGCUCAUGCAUAUCCGCGCCCGUCUCGAGCAGACGCAGAUUCGCAUCGCCCGGGUGUCGCACGACGAGUCCAACUACAAGAACAUUACGCGUAUGAUUGGCAUCAUCAACCGCCUGGUCGACGUCACCAAGCCGCGAAUUGCGUUUUAG